This is a messenger RNA of Chanos chanos (milkfish), 1353 nucleotides long. RefSeq names its product olfactomedin-4-like. The record is from RefSeq and is a predicted model, not a curated record. The coding region runs from base 1 to 1353 and encodes 450 amino acids. Gene Ontology annotation, biological process: signal transduction. The transcript has 5 exons. Lineage: Eukaryota; Metazoa; Chordata; Actinopteri; Gonorynchiformes; Chanidae.
AUGUUACUGCUACUACUGCUCCUCACAUCCACUGGUCUUGGCCAUGCUGUGAAAGUCACAGGGCAGGAGAAGACAGAUGGAUCCUGUCUCUGUGAGGUGAACACCAAUACAUGGGCCUUCCCUACACAAAAAUUUGAAAAGGUGGACCAGCUGGUCCAGGACUGUGGUGCCAACCUGCAGAAGCUACAGAACCAGGUCACACAGACCAAUGGAGAGCUGCCAAAGAUACAAGCCAUCAUCAAGAAUGUGACAGCUCGCAUAGAACCGUUAAGGUACCUGGACACAAAAGGCAUCCAUAAUGCACUGCACCUGCGUCAGCUGAGUCAGGACCUGGAGGAGAUCAGUCAAAUGAUCAACACAGCACACAGUGAAAAUCAGAAUGCAGAAACUCAAAAACUAAAAGAGGAGGUGGUCAAAAUUCAAGAGGAGGUUAAGAAGAUGUUUAAAGAUGACACGUUCAAUCUGGAAACAACAAGAGAGAAACUUCGCUCCUUACACAACCGUGUACAGAGCUGUCGCACCAUUCCAGACGAUUUCAGGAGUCCUUGUCACCAGCGGCUUAUGUCAAACAUCAGCUCGCCAGUGACCACUAAACUGAAUCCGUUCGAUAAGUCAUACGUCUCUGGGGCCUGGGGUCGCGAAUCCAAACGAGAGAGUGAAGGCGUGUACUGGAUCCAGCCUCUGAGAUACAGUGACAUAUACGAUUACACGAUACGGUUGUAUCCGUCAUAUAAUGACUUCAUGGCGUCGAAGAACUACAAGGAUGUAAAUGUUGCUGCCGGUUACAGUUAUGCCGGCGGAAUUCAAGGUCCUGGAACGGUGUUAUAUGGGGGAGCGGUUUAUUACCAGUGUUACAACAAAGAUGAAAUAUGUCGUUAUGAUCUAGAAUCCGAAGAAACAAAUCGUUUAACGCUGCCCAACGCUGGCAUCAACAACAAGUUCCCGUAUUGUUACUACAGCUGCCGAGACUACACUGAUAUCGAUCUAUCUACAGACGAGCAAGGUUUGUGGGUGAUUUAUGCCACGGAGAGUAACCAUGGAAACAUCGUGCUAAGCCGCCUGGACACAGAAACGUUCAACAUCACUCAUACCUGGAAAACGCGUCUCUUCAAAAAGUCAGUCACCAACGCCUUCAUGGUCUGUGGGGUUCUCUAUGCCACUCGUUAUGCUGACACUUACCGCGAGGAGGUGUUUUACGCCUUCGAUACAGCAACAGGGAACGAGGACAACACUCUGUCUCUCCCCCUUGAAAAGGUGUCGGCAGGUGUGGCUAGUUUGAGGUACAACCCCAUUGACAGGAAGCUCUAUAUGUACAAUGAUGGUUAUCUACUGGCUUAUCAAGCUUUAUUCUGA